This is a messenger RNA of Ostrinia nubilalis (European corn borer), 1172 nucleotides long. RefSeq names its product peptidoglycan recognition protein-like (gene PGRP-S1). The record is from RefSeq and is a predicted model, not a curated record. The coding region runs from base 150 to 1046 and encodes 298 amino acids. Lineage: Eukaryota; Metazoa; Arthropoda; Insecta; Lepidoptera; Crambidae. Gene Ontology annotation, biological process: peptidoglycan catabolic process; innate immune response. The transcript has 6 exons. Gene Ontology annotation, molecular function: N-acetylmuramoyl-L-alanine amidase activity; peptidoglycan binding; zinc ion binding.
UUCCGCCGUAGGUGAGUGAGUAAGACAGGCGACUGGGCCCAGAUUAUUCCCGCUCGGUGCAGUCUUAUCUUUAACUUGUAAACUUGUAAGCGUCAUCGUCAGUGUUGGGAUAACUUUGCAUACAAGUUGUCGUUUAGUGUGAGCUAACAAUGUUCCGAAAGUUGAAUAUUUUUGCCGUUUUUAUCUGCUUCUGCGAGCUAGUGAGAGGAGAAUGCGACGUUGUAACCAAGAAGCAAUGGGGGGGCCUGCAACCGACCCAUGUUCAGUACCUGCCGAGGCCAGUCGACCUGGUCAUCAUCCAGCACACAGCGACUCCCAUGUGCACCACCGAUACAGCCUGCAAGAACCGGGUGAAGAACAUACAGGAUUAUCACAUGGACACCCUGAAUUGGUGGGACAUUGGUUCUUCCUUCUACGUCGGCGGCAACGGCAAGGUCUACGAAGGCCCUGGCUGGCUGCACGUGGGGGCGCACACUUACGGCUACAACAAACGCUCUAUUGGCAUCUCCUUCAUCGGGAACUAUGAAAAAUGCGACGUUGUAACCAAGAAGGAAUGGGGGGGCCUGGAACCGACCCAUGUUCAGUACCUGCCGAGACCAGUUGACCUGGUCAUCAUCCAGCACACAACGACUCCCAUGUGCACCACCGAUACAGCCUGUAAGAAUGAGGUGAAGAGCAUACAGGAUUAUCUCAUGGACUUCAUGGAUUGGUGGGACAUUGGUUCUUCCUUCUACGUCGGCGGCAACGGCAAGGUCUACGAAGGCCCUGGCUGGCUGCACGUGGGGGCGCACACUUACGGCUACAACAAACGCUCUAUUGGCAUCUCCUUCAUCGGGAACUAUGAAACUGACGUGCCAACGGCUCAGCAAUUGAACGCAGUGAAGGCCCUCCUUAGGUGUGGAGUGGAGAACGGUCACCUAACCUCAAACUAUCACGUGAUCGGUGCCAAGCAAGUACUCGCCACUUUGAGUCCUGGCAGGAACUUGUGGGCAGAAAUCAGGACUUGGCCCGAAUGGAUGGACGACGUCAGCUCGAUCAAAAAUUAAAAGAGAUCCGUGCUAAUAUUAUUGUCUGUCUGUUACCUAUUUAUGCUUAAAACUGAACCGAUGUAGAUAAGUGAAAUUUGGAAUAGAGAUAGUUUUAGACCCUGGAAAAAAUAGUUACAGUUUUUG